Molecule: messenger RNA, 2090 nt
Organism: Quercus robur (English oak)
Lineage: Eukaryota; Viridiplantae; Streptophyta; Magnoliopsida; Fagales; Fagaceae
Exons: 6
Coding region: 374-1924 (516 amino acids)
Source: RefSeq, a predicted model, not a curated record
AGGUCCCAACUAGUGAUAUUAUCAUGUGAAAGACAGAUAGAGAGGAGUUUCACUUUUAUACUCAAAUCGCACAUAACAUGUGGGUAUAAGGAAGAGAAAAGACGUAAAAUUGAGGGUAGUUCUGGAUGAGAGUAAUUCUCUGGAUGCUUCAAUAAUUUUCAUCCCCUGUUUGUCCACAGUAAUUUUGGAUUAGAUUAGACUCUAUAUGGUGAAGGUAGUAGCUAGGCUCGAAAAUUUCCGAAAGCCUUUUUCAAAAAAGAAAAUUCCGAUGGUCCAGCAGACCAACUAUACCAAUAGGUAACAUCAAUAGUCAGCAGUUUAGAAGGCAAGGCUCUUGUUUUGCAGGUCUUUAAAGAAGGCCAACGAAAGCACCAUGAGAAGAAAUAAUGAGAAACAAACUCGAUAUGUUCCACAUCACAGUGGAAUUUCUUGGCGACCAGUGAAGAAGAAAGUUUCAACUGCUAGCGUGGUCUUCAUCUUCUUCCUCCUUGUCAGUGCUUUGGUAUUUGUAGGCUGGAUUGAUAUUUCUAUAUUUUCAAGUACUUCUAGUUCUAGCAGUGACAAACCAAUCCAAAGAACAACAGGAAAAUCACCAAAAAAGCAAGAAUUCCCACUGAAAUGCACAAAAGGAAACAAAAACCAGACCUGCCCAAAAAACUACUACCCCACAACAACACACAAUCCUGACCGUCCAAUAUCAUCAUCAAACAAAACAUGCCCGUCAUACUUCCGUUGGAUCCACGAAGAUCUACGGCACUGGAAGCACACAGGAAUCACGAGAAAAAUGGUGGAGGGGGCCCGCAAGACCGCGCAUUUCAGGCUUGUGAUCGUGAACGGUAAGGCCUACGUAGAGAAAUAUAGGGAGUCGAUACAGACAAGAGACAUGUUCAGCUUAUGGGGCAUUUUGCAGCUUCUAAGGUUGUACCCUGGGAGAUUGCCUGAUUUGGAACUCAUGUUUGAUUGUGAUGAUCGACCUGUUGUCCCGUCUAACGAUUUUUUAGGCCCAAAUGCGGGCCCACCUCCAUUGUUUCGUUACUGUUCAGAUUGGUCGAGUUUGGAUAUUGUGUUCCCUGAUUGGUCUUUUUGGGGCUGGGCUGAGAUCAAUAUAAAGCCAUGGAAAAGUGUGUUGGAGGACAUAAAAAAGGGCAACACAAGAACCAAAUGGAAGGAUAGAGUACCCUAUGCUUAUUGGAAAGGGAAUCCAAGUGUGGCUCCAACUAGAAAUGACCUUUUGAAGUGCAAUGUCUCAGACAAAGAUGACUGGAACACUCACCUAUAUAUACAGGACUGGGUGCAAGAAUCUAAACAAGGUUACAAACAAUCAAAUUUAGAAGACCAAUGCACUCACAGAUAUAAGAUUUAUAUAGAGGGAUGGGCAUGGUCAGUAAGUGAGAAGUAUAUUUUAGCAUGUGACUCAGUGACAUUGCUCAUAAGGCCUAAUUUUUAUGAUUUCUUCAUUAGAGGCAUGGUGCCAUUGGAGCACUAUUGGCCCAUUAGGGACAAUAGAAAGUGCACCUCUCUUAAGUUUGCUGUGGAAUGGGGCAACAAUCACACACAAAAGGCUCAAGCCAUAGGAGAGGCCGCAAGCAACUUCAUACAGGAGGAUCUAAAGAUGGACUAUGUAUAUGACUACAUGUUUCAUUUGUUAAAUGAAUACGCAAAGCUCUUGAAGUUCAAACCAUCUAUACCUCAAGGAGCGGUGGAGCUAUGUUCAGAAACGAUGGCUUGCCCUGCUAAGGGUACAUUGGAGAAAUUCAUGGUUGAGUCCAUGGUUAAGUCUCCUAGUGAUUUAAUCCCAUGCACCUUGCCUCCUCCUUAUGAUCCUUCGUCACUGCGAGGUUUUCUCAAGAGAAAGGAUAAAUCCAUAAAGCAAGUGGAAAUGUGGGAAAAUAAGUAUUGGAAAAAUCUAAACAAGAAGCAAUAAAUACCUUUUUUUUUUGUGUUUCAGCCUUCAUUAAAUGUUAGGAUUAUUUUAAUAAAGUAAAAACAAAAAAUAAUAGUAUUUGUAAUUUAUUUACACAUUAAUUAUAUAGUUUAAUUUUUUACUAUAAAUGUUCAAUCAUUAAAGAAUUAUAUUUGAGAAUUAAAAA